This is a messenger RNA of Somion occarium, 1995 nucleotides long. NCBI's taxonomy places the organism in Eukaryota, Fungi, Basidiomycota, Agaricomycetes, Polyporales, Cerrenaceae. The record is from the annotation of a GenBank genome assembly.
GUCACAGCUUCAAGUAUCAUAGAAAAAGCUUGGAGCUUGAACACUACGCAUGCCAAAAGUAGACGGCGGUUCGAUUGAAUGAUGAAGGUCGAGGACGGGCGCUCCGUCGAGCUGGAGAUAAGAGAUACGGAAUUGCCACAGGCCAGCAGAUAUGGGUUGUUCUGUUACCCCGCAGCGGCACACGACCUUUCUCUCUCUCUGCCUGGACCAAUGCUCGGCGUCGACUCUCUAAGUGAUUUUCUGGGCUAUACGUCGAUAGCUUGUUGGUUGGGUGCACAAUUCCCACAGGUGCUGGAGAAUAUUCGCCUUCAGUCAGUAGAUGGCCUCGCUUUGCCUUUCCUCGUCAAUUGGCUUCUAGGCGACCUUUCAAAUCUCGUAGGCUGCCUUCUUACCCACCAGCUACCGUUCCAGACAUAUCUGGCGGUUUACUUCUGCUUUGUUGACCUCACGCUAUUCAGUCAAUAUUUUUACUACGCCUCAGGCAAGCCUUCCGGCUACCUACCCAUUCGAGCUCGAGCAACAUCUAUCACCGCACGUCGGUUGUCUAUCGAGCGUGCUCCUGCUCGAUAUCGCACAUUAUCCAAUGUCGCUGCUCACGUCGCGGUGGCCGCCGCUCGCGCUGCUGAACAGGAGGAACAGAUGCGCUGGCAUAGUACAGCCCUUGAUCGGGAAGAGCCCGAGGUAGGCGACGAUGAGGUGGAUGAGCAAGCACUUGCGCGCCUUGCGGAGAGUUUCCAUUCCGAACACGGACCCUCCAAUCAUCGCAAGACUAUUUCGUGGAGUACAGAGCGCCGCGCUGGAAGCUUAGGCCGAAGUCGAGCUUCAACAAUUUCACCAGCAGGCCCCAGAUUACAUCAUACACUUCACAUGACUUCACCAACCGUAAAUACUGAGGAAGUCGAUUUUUCAAAUCGGGGAAGAUCAGUAUCUCGACCCUCGCUAGACGAAAACGCGGGAAACUGGCCGUCUUCGCAGAGACGUAACUCUCGGGCCAGUCGUAAAGGCGCAGGAAUGGUAUUUUUAGGUGUCUGGGCUUUAUUUGGCGUGGGUACGCUUGCUGGUAGUGGACGUGGGCUGCCUUCCAGCAGUGGUUUGCGACUGGGCAAAGUUUUUGCAGGAGAUGACUAUGCGAUACCCGGUUUCACUAGACCGAUACCCCCCGUCGUGGUGAAACCUCCAUUAGCACACGUUAUGCCUAUCAUUGAGGUCCCAUCAACACCCGUCACACUACUGCAUAAGAACACUCGCAAGACUGAGCCUCCUCCUCCACCCCUACCUGAUGAGCCAGCACUCCCUACGGACUACAUCAUUGGGCGAAUAUCAGCCUGGUUAUGUACGACAUUGUAUCUCACAUCGCGACUGCCCCAGAUUUGGAAGAACUUCGCAAGGAAGUCUGUAGAGGGUCUUUCCAUGUACUUGUUUGUCUUUGCAUUCCUCGGCAAUUUUUUUUAUGUUGCCUCUAUCCUCACUUCACCCAAACUCGACCUUCCUCCACCUGUAUCCGCCGCUUUCAUUCGAGAAAGCAUACCGUACGUAACUCACCUAUUACAUUUUAUUCCCUUCCAGCACCUGAUGUACUACGAUCGAGCAGGUACCUCUUGGGUAGCGGUGGUACCCUCAUGUUCGAUGUCACGAUCGUCACACAAUCGUUCAUCUACCGACCGAAAGCACACGUUCGUGGUCGUCGAAUAUCACGCACCCUGAAUGAAGAGGAAGCUGGCCUGCUCAGUGCUGGUGCGACAGGUGCCGGGGAUCCUUCAACACCUUCGCGAAGGCGGGUACCUACGACCGAUGCUAGUAUAGCGACAGAGUAGUCGUCGUUUCUUAGCUUCGCGCAUGACUUUUUCAUCGAUGUAGAAUAGAUACCUAGCUGUACAUUGGAAUUCGAUGACAUGUAUAGUAUAUCUGAGGCGUUGCGCAAGAUGGGGUGUCAGAGUCAGGGGUAGCCAGAAGACCACUUCAUCUCUGAGCAAGAUGUUACAUCGAGGAUAGGUA